Molecule: messenger RNA, 1416 nt
Organism: Conger conger (European conger)
Lineage: Eukaryota; Metazoa; Chordata; Actinopteri; Anguilliformes; Congridae
Product: zona pellucida sperm-binding protein 4-like
Exons: 9
Coding region: 27-1376 (449 amino acids)
Biological process (GO): prevention of polyspermy; binding of sperm to zona pellucida
Cellular component (GO): egg coat
Molecular function (GO): structural constituent of egg coat; acrosin binding
Source: RefSeq, a predicted model, not a curated record
UCUGCAGUGAUCUUCCUGCUUUCAUUAUGGCUAGUGGUGUGCAGAGUGGGCAGCUUGGAGUAUGGCUGUGUGUGUUGGGCUUUGUUCUGGCACAGGAUCAAAGUAAAUACUUUGGAUCGAAAGGGUCUGAUGACCUGUUUCACAGAUGCCAAGUCAGUGACUUUGCCAGAGUGCCAUGUGGAGACCCUGAUAUUAGUGGUGCUGGCUGUGAAGCUCUCAGCUGCUGCUUUGACCAACAGUGUUACUACGCAAAUGAAGUUACUGUCCACUGUCUCCCGGAUGGGCUGUUCAUGGUUGUGGUGUCCAGAGCCUCUACCAUGCCUAUGCUUGACCUUGGUUCUGUGAACAUGCUGGUGGGUCACCGUGAUGGUUACUGUGGUCCUGUUAGUGCCUCGCCUGCUUUUGCGGUCUUCCAAUUCCCAGUCAGUGCCUGUGGAACCACAGUGACGGUGGAAGAGGAUUUUGUGGUCUAUGAGAACAAGAUGUCAUCCUCCUAUGGAGUGGCAGUUGGACCUUUGGGCUCCAUCACGAGGGACAGCAUUUAUGAGCUGGCCUUCCAGUGCAGGUAUUAUGGCAGUGAGGUGGUUUCUCUGGUGGCUGAGGUGAAUACGGUGCCUCCUCCCCUCCCAGUAGCUGCUCCAGGGCCCCUCCGUGUUGAGCUCCGACUGGCUAGUGGGCAAUGCGGGGCCAAAGGAGAAAAGGGAGUUGAAGGCUGUUCUAAUGCGGAGGUGUAUAGUGACUACUACAGGGAUGCGGACUACCCUUUGACCAAGGUGCUACGGGAACCUGUGUAUGUGGAAGUGCGGAUCUUGGACAGGACCGACCCACACCUUGUCCUGCUUCUGGAAGACUGCUGGGUGACCUCAACCUCUCACCCCCUUAGCCUGCCCCAGUGGAGCCUCUUGGUUGAUGGGUGUCCCUACCAUGAUGACCCUUACCAGACAUCCUUGGUUCCUGUGGAUGGCUCUUCGGGACUUCCCUUCCCCACCCACUACAAGCGGUUUAUUAUGCAGAUGUUUACCUUUGUGGAUUCGGCAUCCCUUGUUCCACUGAAUGAAAUGGUGUACAUCCACUGUAGUACACAGGUUUGCCUCCCCACUGCUGCUGACCAGUGUGAACGGCAAUGUGGAAGAGGAAAACGAAGACGAUCAAUUGCUCCUUCACGAAAGCGUUCCAUUGAGGAAAAGUCGGUUUCCAGUAAGGCACUUAUGAUGGCCAAUGUCAUGCCCGCAGCGGCAGGUCGAACCCUUCACAGUGAAGUGCCCCGGUCUCUUGGUUUCAGUUUCCUGGGUGUGGCUGCUUGUGCUGUGCUUCUCUCUGCCCUCGCACUGGCUGCUGCGUGUACUAAACCAUCUCCGGUGGAAGUGAAGGUGUGAACGGUUACAAAAUAAAGCUAUUUUAUAAAAAAUAAAAAAA